Paramuricea clavata is the source of this 859-nucleotide messenger RNA. The record is from the annotation of a GenBank genome assembly. Lineage: Eukaryota; Metazoa; Cnidaria; Anthozoa; Malacalcyonacea; Plexauridae.
AUGAAAGAAUGGAAAAAGGUUGGAAACAUUGUUGAACUGGUAAAUGCAAUAGAUUGUUUAGAACUAUAUCCCUUGUCCAGUUCAGACCAGGAAGGGUUCGAAGAUGGUUCAGGCACCAUACUGAGAUGUGAAACAUGCUUUUUUCUUAACAAAGAUAAGGCUGUGAAGCUCACGCCAGUUAGAGCUGCCAAAAAGCUGGCUGCUGAUUACUCAAGCAUUUGCACAGGAAAAUAUCUGAGUCCAGAUAGAAUGGAAAGUCUAAUGAAGGGUGAAGGAAAUUACUGGAGAAAGUUGAAAAGUUCGAUUUUGCGGCAUAUGAUAUGUGCUAAUGAUGGCCAAACACAUUUCAAAGCUCUUUCUGCUGUCAACGAAGAAAGAAAUUUAAAGCAAAAACAUUAUGAUGCUGCUAAAACCUUAGUGAAAAGCAUAUUAACAGCUGUCAAGGCUAAAUCAGCUGCGAUACAUUAUGAACAGCAAGUCACUUUUGCAUAUUCUGUUGGAGCUCAAAUCGGGCAAUGUGGACAUUCCAGGAAAGUAGUCCCUGAUCUUGUCAAGUGUUUACUGCAAGUCAUAAACGAGAAGACGAAAGAAGAAUUGCUGAAAUGCCUCCCAAGCACUGGAUUUCCUCCACAUUUUUACAUGGCAGUCGAUAAAGCUACUGUAAACAAAAGAACCAAUGAAGCAGUUAUUUGUCCAACGAUCGAUGGCAAGAAAGUUCCAAUAGUUGUGGCUGCACCAGAAGUGUAUAAACCAACCACAGAUGGUGGUGUACAAGGAGGAAAGGCUGACGAAUCAGCGUCGCGAGCACUAAAGCAAAUUGAAACAAAAUUUGGGAGCACAACAUUGGAUUAUUUAGUUG